GUUUACUUGAAUGGUUAAUGCCCCCCAUUUGGUUUCUGCUGCCCUCUUGCUCGUCCUAUUUGUGGCCUCCUAUUGGAGAGAACUUGAAGGAAAUACCGAGGUUCUGCGAUGGACCGAGGAGGAAUAUUAGUAUCUUUGUCCGGCCAUAUAUCCAGACUUAUCCUAGCUGGCUAUGUCGCUUGUUUCUGGUCCCAUCUAAUAGUCGGUGCCAUAGGCAUAUGCCAAGAGACUAUGUCUUUUUUUCCCGAAAUGCAGGGCUCGCUAUUUUCAAUCGUCUGCGUUUCUAUAUCGUCCUUGAUCUUACCCAUCGCAAUUGCUUACGGCAGCCGUGCAUAUGCAUGCGGCGGGCUUGCUAUAUCAAAGCCGUAUAUCCAUGAGGAUAUGACAGUUUGUCGAUGUACCCCGGAACUACUUUCAAUGCUUUGCCUCGUUCACACCAUGCCAAUGCGCACCCAAUGUGCAUUGCCACCUGCUUGUCACCGCGCAGCGAUGUUCAGGACCCUAAUUUAAUUUAUCGUUCUCUCGCGUAGACUCGGGACUGCAAUGGGCGUUUCCCAGAGAAAUCCUAUCACUUUCCGGGACCUACUUAAUUCCGCGUUAUAGAGAUACGUAUUCAACGUCGUUUCAAUGCCGAUCAACCGGUUUUACCACUGAUCAGUGAUCAGACCAAUUGAUUCCCGCACUACACAUUUCUGGGGCCUAUCUUGGGUCCCCGGGAUGAGCAGGCUAAUCAGAGUAGCCAGU
Desarmillaria tabescens is the source of this 744-nucleotide messenger RNA. RefSeq lists its product as uncharacterized. NCBI's taxonomy places the organism in Eukaryota, Fungi, Basidiomycota, Agaricomycetes, Agaricales, Physalacriaceae. The transcript is spliced from 2 exons. The record is from RefSeq and is a predicted model, not a curated record. Bases 109 to 510 code for a protein of 133 amino acids.